Molecule: messenger RNA, 2937 nt
Organism: Bactrocera neohumeralis
Lineage: Eukaryota; Metazoa; Arthropoda; Insecta; Diptera; Tephritidae
Exons: 2
Coding region: 635-1102 (155 amino acids)
Source: RefSeq, a predicted model, not a curated record
AUAAAAAAAAAAUUUAACAUUUAUCUCUAUUACGCUUCUAUCAUAUUUUGUAUAUAAUUUUUAAUUCUAAAAUCGGGAUUUAAAAAUUAAAAUUUUUAUUUUUAUUCAAAAUUGUUGAACUUAACUUCAGAACAGUGCUUUGAAUACGUCGUGAACUUCCCAUCACUUGAACUGCACUUUCUCCUAAGCUAUCUUUAGAUGUCCGUUAUAAGAAGAACAACACUUCAACGCUUACAUGAGAAAUGGUAAUGUUGCCACAUAUUCCAACAUCAUUGUCGCUAUCCACCCUUCAGAAGACUGUAGUUUCCAAUUCGUUUAGCUAUAGCGUUUUGUCUUUAUUCAUAAAUAAAAAAUUCACAAAAACGGGUGACUGGGCCUGUUGGUACACAUACAUAUUGUAGUUUUUUACAACACAAAAUACGUUCGUUUCAGGAAAGCACGUCAAAGUUUUUGUAGUUUCGAACACGGUUUUACCAUAUUUAUUGUUAUAUGAUAUAUGCCCAUUUCUUAAUCAAAAUUUAAAUUUGCGUUUUAUUUAGAGUCAACAAUCAAUGAUUCGACGUUAGACCCUCUCUUACCCCUACUGAAUGAUGAUUUUAAUUUUUGCGAUGUAGCUCAAUUCAUCCCCGAGUCAAUGACACAAACAUCAACUUUGUCAAAACCUGAGAUGAGGAACCCAGAAACAGAAUGUUUAAAUUUCCAGGUUCAUAACUUGUCUACAUUUUGUGAAAAACUUAUAAAAACACCUGAGCUCUGGGCUCCACUCGAAAAUAUUUCAAUACCCACAUCGCCAAGUUGUAUGUUGUUAAACACAUACGAAUUCCAAAUGCAAAAUGAUUCUCUUAAGUCAAUUACAGAAAAUCCUAUAUUCGGCGACGCUACACCCACACUAAAUUUGGAUGAAAUAUUAGAACUUUUCGAUGAAUGCAAUGAACUUCCACCAUCGCUACUCAAUAACUCAAGUUCGCCCAACCAGAGCGAUUUGGAUCAAAGUCAGCUUGAUUUAACAGCGACUCUAAUGAAUUUUUUUCAAAAGGAGGACAUUAUACCUAUUUUCAAUGAAACGGUGCCAAAUGCAACAGGUGAUCUUUAUUUCAUUUAAAGAUCUAGAAAACAAAAAAAAAAUAACUUUUCUUGCUCUGAAGGCUAUAUGGUAUACCGUUGAAUGAACAGCCUGCAAUGCUGUUAAAUAGCUUCUUCUUUAAAUACGUUGAAUAUUACAAGAUAUAUUUACCCUGGACAAGGUCUAUUAAGUUUGUCACAAAAUUUGUAACAUCCAGACAGAAGUCGGAGACCAUAUGAAGUAAUAUUUAUAGUUAAUAAUAAGGGUAAUGAGCUGAGUGGAUUUAGCCAUGUUCGUCUGUAUGUAUGUACGGAAAAUUUUUAAACAUGUGCUUUUUCCCCCAAGAUCCCGCUCAUAUAUUGGACCCCCGAAAUUAGACCACCAUAGCAUAUAUCUGAUAUAUAAACUGAACGAUCAAAACCACGUCCUUAUAAGGAAACCCUUUUAUUUGACAGGAUAUCUUCCCGAAAUUUGGCAUGUAUUAUUGUUGAAAAACGCAGAAUAAUUUUUGAAGAAACUGUUUAAAUCGGACCGAUUGUGUGUUUUAUACAGCCAUAGUCACACAAAGCAAUAAGUGCUAAUACAUUUGACAAAGAUCCUUAAAAAAGCAAAAAGAGCUUAAAAUAUGAUUACUUUCCUUUUAUGUAAAAAAUAGCAAAUAGAAUUUCACGAAUAAUUAGUAUUAAUUGAAAAACUUGAACUCUCUUUAAAAUGGCUUGGUCACCCAAAUAGCACAUUUUUUAAAAAGUGAAAAUUUGUUUGCAAAAAAAUUAUAAGGACUGAAUUUUUAUUUCUAAUUAAGGUUUUCUACGAUAAAGUUAUUUAAUGCGAGUAGAAACGGGACGUGAUAAGCAUUGUAGUCCUGAAAAAGACGCAUUAUGCACAAUAUGAAGAAAUCGUGACCAUGUACAUAUAUAGCUGCCACACAAACUGACCGACCAAACCAAGUCCUUUUGAAGGUGCACACAAAGUCAAUUUUUGUUGUUUUUUUUUUUUUGCAAAUAUUGGCUCAGGUCAAAUUUUACGUUUACUUACCGUUUUCAUUUACUAAAAAUUGCGCAUACCUUUUUAAAUAUAUCAGCAUAUGGUGUACUUUACAAACGCGAGGUUUGAAAUUAGUAAUGGUAAUAUGACCAAGCCUUUUGACUUCAGAAGUCGGCAAACAUCACUUUUUUAGACCAAUCGAUUCCUCAAUCCUAAGAAUAUAAGUGGCUUGCUGCCAUCCAUUAUUUUUGAAAUCUUUAUCAAUAAUGAAGAUAUGUUGUUCUGUCGUUCAUCACUUUACUACAUAACUGGAAGCAAAUUUAAAUUUUUCGUUAACUUUAGGACACCCAUUUUCUCCGAUAAAUAAAGGCUUGUGUUUAAAGCUGUAUGACCUUUUUAAACGCUGUAAUACAUGUACAUUUAAAGUUAUAGCUGCUCAAGACAACGUGCAUCCUUAUCGCUAAUGUGUGGUUAUGCAAACACACAAUAUGUUAAAUAAACGUAAUAUUGAUAUGCCACUAUUCCGAAACAGGAAAUAUCACAUUUUAGUGCUCCGUUUAACCGUGAAUGAAAUCUAUACAGCUCCCCUACUAAAGAGUCAAUAAUAACAUACCUCCAAGACUUUUGGUGAGUAUAUUUAGAAUUAAGUAAAAUCGAAUUUUUACCAGAACAAUGUAAGACUACAGUGAUCUCUACAUUACGGCAUUUUUAUGCUUACGUUGUUGUAGCCUCAAAGUUGGUAGCCCUAAUUUAUGAUAAAUUAUGAUAUAAAUUUUCGUCAUAUUACAUAUGUAUGUCCAAUGAAUGUUUGUGAGCAAAUAAUCUAUUAUAAACUCUUUAAUUUCACCAUUAUUUUAAUUUUAUUUAAAUUUGUGUUUUAUAUUAGAGUC